This is a messenger RNA of Saccostrea echinata, 5627 nucleotides long. RefSeq lists its product as uncharacterized. Gene Ontology annotation, cellular component: nucleus. The record is from RefSeq and is a predicted model, not a curated record. Gene Ontology annotation, molecular function: protein binding; chromatin binding. The transcript is spliced from 40 exons. NCBI's taxonomy places the organism in Eukaryota, Metazoa, Mollusca, Bivalvia, Ostreida, Ostreidae. Gene Ontology annotation, biological process: pattern specification process. The coding region runs from base 46 to 5031 and encodes 1661 amino acids.
UGUUUAAUUUGUAAAUAUUUUUCACAGGAUGAGCUAGAAUAUUCAAUGUCUUCCACAGUGGUUUUAACUGAAGUUGAGCAUCAGGCUCAUCCCUCAGAAGAUAAUGAGCCUGAGGAGUAUAGAGAAGCAGAACUAAUAACAUUUGACAACUGCUGCAAGGGCAUAGGGAUCAAGAUCUGUGGUGGAUGUAGCAGAGACGGACGAGAGGUCAAUGGGAUUUUUAUCAAGAGAAUUUUCCCUGGAGGUCUGGCAGAUCAAGAUGGUAGAUUACAACAAGGUGAUGAAAUUUUGUCUGUCAAUGAUGAAAGUUUUCAAGGAAUAACAAAUGACAGAGCAGUGUCUAUUUUGCGGCAAGCAUCGGCAUCUAACCAUGUGGAGAUGGCGGUGGCUCGGGAUGAACAAUCAAAGGCAGAAUUUUUGGAAAUUCUAGAGAAACAAAAUGGAAUGAGCUUUCCGUGCACCCCAGUUCCAGUGGAAUCCCAUGGAAAAAAAGACAUUUCAAAAGCAAUUUUGAUGAAUGGGUCAUCAGACAAUGACAGGAGUUCCUGUAGUUCUCCAAGAUACUUCAUGGAAACAAGUCCCCAGCAUUCACCCAGGGAGGAGAUCAUACACCACCACAGAACUAACCAGGAUCAUAUAGUCCCUGAUAGUUUUCCUUCCACAAGAGAGACACAUCAACUUCCAGGACAUUUUAUUUCAAAUGGCAGACACUUAAUACCAAGCAUGGCAUCCACACCCCAUGACAAAGGUAGAAAGAUGAAUGACAACCGUCCAACCAUCUACUCUGUAGAUCCCUCCCCAGUGCAAGGAAGCAUGACCUCUGACCCUUUCACAUCUGUAACAUCCAACGAAUCAUCAAGAUACAGAAACACAUCAAAAUCAAGAAAGUUGUCUUUGGAUCCAACUGUAAGACUGAAGAUUGAAAAACUAGAGGUGGCACUACAGUACCUUGGUCUGGAGCCCUCGGGGGAACAAGGAGCCAGUCUUAGAGAACAACUAAAGGUAGACUCCUCAGGAACGGUCAGUUAUGGAGAUUUUGUAGCUGUUGUCAGAGACGUGUUUAAAGAAGAGCUUCUGAAGAAAAGAAUUGAUCCACGUGCCAUGCUGUUUGCUGCUAAUGAUAUUACAGAUAUAGUGGAGCCACCACCUUUCAGAUACUCAGUAAAUAACCUACAUAGCAGUAGAGAUGAGUACAGUGACCUUCAACAGGAAAGGGAAGACUUACAUCUGGAAGUUCAAAGACUCAGGUUAAAGCUACAGGAAAGUGAGACUGCUAGAUGCCGGGCAGAGGAAGAGCUACAUAACAUACAGCUGAAAGCCCAGGGUGCGAUGAAGAAGGUGGAGAUCGCAGAGAGAGCCCAGAGAGAGGCUCGGAACGUGGAGAAGGACUACGAAGAGGUGGUACAGCUUCUGGAGGCUGAGGUGGCCAAAUUAAAGGAGGAACGCAAAACUAAUGUGACAAAUAAUGUAGAUACACAGCAACAAAUGACAGUGUUUUCCUGUCAGCUGAAGAAGCUGGAGGCAGAAAAGAAGACAUAUGAAGUAGCCACUGAAAAGCUGUUACAGUUUGCAGAGAAUGUGCAUGAAGCAAUGAUGUCACAAGGAAACAAUACAGGAGUAAAAAAAGGUGAUCCAGCAAGAGGCACUCGUCCACCAGCAUACCUGGGCAGACAUAAACAAUCCAACCCAAAAGCUCUCGCUGCUGAGGCUAAAGAAGUAGUUUCUGCUGUCCGAUCCAUUAUAGAGAAAGAUCCUUUACCAUAUGGAUGGGAAGAGGCAUACACUGCAGAUGGCAUGAGAUACUAUAUUAAUCAUGUUACCCAGACAACGACUUGGUUACAUCCUAAAACAGGUGUCCAGCACAAUACAUCAUCUCACGAUUCCAAACCAGCAAGGAAGCGGUCAGAACUGGCUCGUGUUGCCGUUUUAUACACAGGCGUGGAUCCAGGAAUUGAAGUUGGGAGGGGAGCACAAAAAGUAGGCAGGCAGUCUGGGGGCUUUGAGGCCCCCAGUGGGUCAAGGGCAAAGCUCUGGUGGGGGUCUAGGGGGCGAAACCCAAAGAAGCUCCUGUAUUCUAGAGAUUUUGUAGGUAUUGGAUCACAGCAGAUUAGACCGGUUCAGACUAGUUGUCACCUCCUUCACCACAGAGGUCCACUCGACUUCCCUCCUGGCGGUGCUAGAACUCGGGAGGAAAGGGAGGACACAGCAAAUCAGCAAGAAAAGGCGUCAAACUUAAAAUCAACCAACGUCAAGUCGAGCAGCAAUCGGAAUAACGGGGAAGCGCGCGUCGGCGCUUUCACCCGGUCAAGGAUUGUAAAGAAACCAAAAAGGGAUUUGAGUCCCCCUGAAUCACCUGUCAAAAAACAAGUCCAGAAAGAAACCAAGUUAAAUACACCUGAAACAAAAACAAAGAGGCAGUGGGAGUUAUGGAGCUCUGAUGACAAAGAUGCAUUCUUUGAUGCUUUAUUUGAGCAUGGAAAAGACUUUGAUGCCAUUCAAAAUUGGAUUGCAACAAAGUGCAGGAGGAAAAAUGUAACCCCAGGUCUUAUCAAGAACAAGGAUCAGGUUCGGCAUCUUUAUUAUCGAACCUGGCACAAAAUUUCGAAGUUCAUCGAUGUUGAUACUGAAAUCAAAAAAGAAAUCCAGGAGUUGUAUGGACUGAUAAACUAUGGGGUUUUGAGAAAGAAGGUCAAAGGAGUUCUGAAUGAAAAGGUUGGAGUUAAGUUGAAUGAACUCAUCUAUACAGGAUGCACAGCUGUAAAAGUACGUGGAAAGAAUGUAAGGAUAAAGACUCCCAUGUGCAAUGCUUUGAAGAAGUUGAACAAUAUUGAUGAUCAUAAAUCAGAGUCUUCAGAAAAGGUGCCAGACAAAAUCUGUGUAGAGAUGACCCCUAAAACCAAUGCUGCUUGGUCCUUUGUCCAAGAAAUGGCCACAAAUCCUAGACUCAGAAUGCUACUGAAAGGGGACAGAAAAUUGUCUUCUGUCAUGAACUACAUGACCAGCAAAUGGAAACCUCAUAGAGUUAAACUUAAAGAGGGUUUGGAUGGAGAGAAUGAUAUGAACACUGUAUUAAAGGUGUAUCCCCAUAGGGAGUGUGAGGUCACCCCAGUAUCACUGCAUUCAAUCAAGGAGCCAAAGAUCAACUUAGCAUUUAAUCACUACAAAGAAAGCAUCAAAAACUCAGUCAUGGUUUCUAAGGGAAAGAAAACUGAAGCUCCAGUCCCAGUUCCUACUUGUGAUAGUUCUUCAGUUGAAGGUGGAGAAUCAUUACCAAGCAAUACGUUUGAUUCUCCGAAGUCAACAAAGAGUGGCCGAGACUCAACAAAACCUGACAAUGGAUCAGCAUUUUCAUUGGAUGUAGGUGCCAUCGUUGAUGGGGAUAAUGCUAUGUUCCCUGACACACUUUUAUCCCCCUCCCAGAAGAAGGAGAUAAGUGGUUUGAACAAAGAAGGAAUUAGUAACACAAUAGAACUCUCCUCUGUGGAAGAUACAGAUGGUUGUAUUCCCAUGGAAACUCAAGUUGUGGAAGAGCAGCAGAUUGGUUGUGAUAGUGACAUUAAAGCAGAGCCCACAGUGGAAGAAUUGGCAGCUAUUGAAUCUCGUAAGCUGAAGGAAGCCCUGGAAGGAGGUCUGACCUCAGACAGGGCAGAUAUGACACUGGCUGAGCUGUAUUUAAUGUUUGGUAAGGAUGGCAAACUUCGCAUUGAGUAUGACUGGUGCAAGGAAGAGAUUAUACCUCAGCAUCUUUGUAAUAUGUUGAGAAGACUGGUGAAUUUGGCUACCAUCCAGUUUGCAGAUCUGAGUACAAAGAGUCCUAAUAGUUCAAAUUCUCCGUGCCAUGCAUGUGGAAUGGUGAAAAACAAAUCUAGAGUUGGCAAUUCCCGAGGGCAGAAAAGCAGAUACCCCCUGUCCUCAAAAUAUGGAGAAGGCUUUAGUGAUGCAAGUACUCAGACCAGUGUAUCACACCCAGUCAAUAAAAAAGUAGAUAACUCUGAUUCAAAAGAUGCAGUUUUCCGAGUCCCAGUGUACAGUCCCGCUUUCUUACAAAAAAACCUGAGUGUACCGUCAACAAGCAAACCAAACCAAGUCAAUACCACAAAUUUCCUCCCUCCACAGAGAGGAAUGAAAAAGAUUCGAACAAAUCGGAAGCAACUAUCUAUACAGCGCAAUAUCUUACCCAAGCAGCCUAUGGUGGUAGUGCGUCCCUCAGUGAGUCAGCAGUCUCUCACUGUCCCCGUCUGUCCCUCAGUAGGUCUGGUCAGCUUACCAAACAAUGGAGUUAGACUACAACCUAGAAUGAAUACAACAACAGGUAUCCCUAGAGGUACUCCAGUGCAGCUUAAUGUCCGACCCCAGUCCCCACAGGUUGAUCCCCAAAUUGUUUCUGUAAACAAUAACAUGAGUCAGUUGCUGAGUGGUGUUGACAUAGAUCUUUCCCGGAGUUCCUCGGCUACUACAUUGUCAGACAGUGCCUCAAAGAAGGAGGAAACAGUCCCCCGCCAUACUUUGUCCCCACCAAACAUGUCGGCUCUCCUGGACAUGUCUCUCUCUAACUUACCAGCUGCCAGUUCAGAAAAUACUGAUAAACUGAUAGACCUAGCACUUGGGAAUUCUAAUACAACAUUUUCAACACUAUUAGAUCCUCAGAAUCGUGAUAUUUUAAAUACACCACCCAAAAAGAAUCCCAGUAAAUACUCGUCUCCUCCAGGCAGCCCCACCAAUCCAUGGCUGAAUACAGGCGUGGAUGGAGGUGAUCUAACAUUCAUGAAUCUCCUUUCUGACUCUCCUCUGAAGCCCCCACAUACUUACCAUGUCACGGCCGCCUCUAAUCCUGUCAUACAAACCACUCCACUGUUUAGCGAGAGUUCACGGGACUCCAUCAUGGGCCGAUUAGAUGUUGAUGGAACUUUACAGAGUGUUAUGAAUGAGAAUAGUAUUGAUUAUGCAGUAAAAUUCCAAGACCUUGCAGCCCACAUUUCUGGAAAUGUAGACAGUUCACUUCUACUGAGGAAAACAGACUCUAGUGGGUGAUGCAUCCCAGAAUUCCACUUCCUGUCACAUGAUAUUUGAACUCUGUUAUCUUUGCUGUUUGAUCAAACCAUGAAAAUUUGAAUACUUCCUGAAUUUUACCAAAUGUAAUAUUCAACAGCCUUUAAUGCAACAGCAAGUACUGGUUUCAGUAAAUUCAGUUGUAUUGUUAUACAUGUAGUUCAAAACAAUAAUUUUACACUGUGUUCAAAUCAAGACAUAAUCUUACAUUUUACAUUAUAAACUUGUGAAAAGGAGGUUGAUGGAAUAUUUACAGUAUUGCAAAUCAGUUAUACACAUGAAAUAUGAAUUAUCUUUUAUUGAGAAACAGAAUAUAAUAGAAAGGACCAAGAGAAAAUCACAAACAGUGCAGGGUUUUGGAAUUCUUUAUGUAAGAUAUUGAUGUAUAUUUCUUUCCUUGCAAUGUUCCAUUUUGGAUUGAAGUAGAGAAUAAUAUCUAGAUUGCUUUGUUAUUUAUUUUACAUAAGCAUUUUCUCAGACUUGAGAGGCCUUGAUGUUACUGCCUUCUUAGCAUUGUUAUUAUUUGUUAUGAAUUGUAGCCAUAAUCUUUUAUUAACUGUGAUUAAAUAUUACAUGAA